GAGUCGUCCCCAGCAAGUUUGCAUUUUCACCCACUUCAUAACAUUUAAUUUGUAGCCCCAGCAACUGAUUUGAUUUGAUAAAAAAAUAUAUAAAUAACAAAUUUUCUGCAACCCAUCCAUGUUCAAUUUCGCUUUUCUUGGUGCCUCACCUCACCUCUCUUUGUAUCAAGAGGAAGGAACAAGAGCAUCAUCUCUUCUCUCGUCCAUUCAUCGUCUCUGUGCAGUUUUCUUAGCUCGGCACAACAACAUCAACAGAGAUUAGCUGUUUGUUCUCUGGCGGUUCCUUAUAAGGGUCUCUUGAGGCCUUUGAGGUUAGUAUGCUGAAGAAGAGGACCGGCUUAAUGCAGAAAGACCAACAGAUGUGUCCGAUUACGGUCUAUGGUUCUUCUGCUUUCGGGCAUGCCCACAAAAAGAGCUCCGUUUUCAGUCUCCCUCGACUUUUUGUAGGAUUAAACCCCAAAAGCUUACCAGAUUACUACGAUUAUUCAGCUGACAGCCCCACCUCUCCUCUAGAUUUUCGGGUCUUCUCAAACCCCAUUAGGUCACCCAGAUCUCCCCGCGAGAAGAUCUGGGACUGCGAUAAAGUCGGGUUGAGCAUCAUUGAUUCUCUUGGUGACAAUGGUCAAAGGUUUUCCCGUGGAAAAGUUCUCGAGCCAUCAGAUGUCAAGAACAUUAUUCUUGGGCCGCAGUUGAGUAUUACGGGUCCAAAUUUUGGGAACAACUCUCGAUCAUUUGGCUCUCUUGAUGAAGGCGGAAAGUUUUUUCCACCCAGGAGAACUUUCGGAUGGUCAAAUGGCAAACACCUCCUCAAUAGUCCAAAAGUUGAUACCCAUUUUCAAUCAUAUGUGGACCCGAGAUCCCUUCCCAAAAAUUUUGCCUUCCCCCAUACCAAUUCCAAGUCUCCCCUUCGAAAGGGAAGCUCCAAUGUAGUUUUUGAAAUUGGGGACUCCCUGACUGAUUCCAAAUCCUCAAUUAAACCCCGACCAUGUUCUGUGAACUCUACUCAAUCGGCUCUAGAAAGUCCCAAACUUGAUAGCUUCUCUUGCACUUUUCCGAGUUCAGUGAGUGAGAUGGAACUCUCUGAGGACUAUACGUGCGUCACAGUUCAUGGUCCCAACCCAAAGACAACUCACAUCUAUGCUGACUUCAUAUUGGAAUGCGAGUCUGGUGAUUCAAGCUAUGGUUCUCUCCCUAGCAAGAAGGGACAAUCUGACGUGGUACUGCCUCCUGUGAAUAAGAACUUGGACACUUCAGCUCCGUAUCCCUCCAAAGACUUCCUGAGCUUCUGCAAUAUGUGCAAGAAGGCAUUGGCAGCUGGCAAAGAUAUCUAUAUCUACAGAGGUGAGAGAGCAUUCUGCAGCUUGGAGUGUCGAUCCAGAGCGAUUGUGAUCGAUGAAGAAGAGGACGACUUGCUUGUGCCAGGAAACAGUCUAGAGUUCUCCGAAGCUGACAUCUUGGAAACUUAAUAAAGAAGGCACCCAUCCACAGUAAGUGGAAGAGAUGCAGAGAACCCGAUGUGGACGUCUUCCAUUAUCAUCGGUACAUAAAAGAGCUGUUACUUGUGCAUCCAGUUUGAGCUGCAGCCACGGGUGAUCACAUAGGUAGAUUGUUUCACAUGGGUCUACCGAGUCGUGUCGCGUUCUUAUGUGCUGUUUCUUGGGCUUUCUGUGGGCAUUCAGGUGGGACCUCUUUGUAAGCUCUUUUUGGUCCUCUGGGACUAGAGUUUUCAGUCCCUAAAUAACUCAGGUCUGGAGAGGUUUUUUGGUGACUUAUGCAGAAGGAGAGGUGGCCGGUUUUUAUGGCUCUCCCCGUUCUCUUAUUUCCCCCGGCCUUGUCUUUUCGUUGGGGUACGGGGUCAUCUGCUUAAUCUGCUAGACAUAAUUGGUCAUUUUGGCUCUAAAUAGUAAAUUUUAUUAUGUAUAAUCCUGGUGAUGCUCUAUUCAAGUGAAUUGGCUUUAUGA
This is a messenger RNA of Punica granatum (pomegranate), 1961 nucleotides long. The record is from RefSeq and is a predicted model, not a curated record. NCBI's taxonomy places the organism in Eukaryota, Viridiplantae, Streptophyta, Magnoliopsida, Myrtales, Lythraceae.